AUGGUAGGACACGAAUGGUUCUCUCGGAUUUGUUCAAGUUUCAAGAUUCGAAGACUGAUAGCCCUCUGUAAUGAACACAGGAUUCAUUCGAGGUUCGAUGUUCGAAGACGAAUGGUUCUCUCUAGGACACACCGGAUUUGUUCAAGUUUCAAGAUUCGAAGACUGAUAGCCCUCUGUAAUGAACACAGGAUUCAUUCGAGGUUCGAUGUUCGAAGACGAAUGGUUCUCUCUAGGACACACCGGAUUUGUUCAAGUUUCAAGAUUCGAAGACUGAUAGCCCUCUGUAAUGAACACAGGAUUCAUUCACGGUUCGAUGUUCGAAGACGAAUGGUUCUCUCUAGGACACACCGGAUUUGUUCAAGUUUCAAGAUUCGAAGACUGAUAGCCCUCUGUAAUGAACACAGGAUUCAUUCACGGUUCGAGGUUCGAAGACGAAUGGUUCUCUCUAGGACACACCGGAUUUGUUCAAGUUUCAAGAUUCGAAGACUGAUAGCCCUCUGUAAUGAACACAGGAUUCAUUCGAGGUUCGAUGUUCGAAGACGAAUGGUUCUCUCUAGGACACACCGGAUUUGUUCAAGUUUCAAGAUUCGAAGACUGAUAGCCCUCUGUAAUGAACACAGGAUUCAUUCGAGGUUCGAGGUUCGAAGACGAAUGGUUCUCUCUAGGACACACCGGAUUUGUUCAAGUUUCAAGAUUCGAAGACUGAUAGCCCUCUGUAAUGAACACAGGAUUCAUUCGAGGUUCGAGGUUCGAAGACGAAUGGUUCUCUCUAGGACACACCGGAUUUGUUCAAGUUUCAAGAUUCGAAGACUGAUAGCCCUCUGUAAUGAACACAGGAUUCAUUCACGGUUCGAGGUUCGAAGACGAAUGGUUCUCUAG
This is a messenger RNA of Acanthosepion pharaonis, 879 nucleotides long. Lineage: Eukaryota; Metazoa; Mollusca; Cephalopoda; Sepiida; Sepiidae. The record is from the annotation of a GenBank genome assembly.